AUGCCACAUACGAGCAUCAAAAGAACUUCAACUUUCGCUUGGUCGCCUUUCUCCAGCGAUUCUACCAUCGCUACUGGUACUGUCGCAGGCGCACUAGACGAGAACUUCUCAAACGACGCUCAAUUGGAAUUGUGGGAUGUUUUCAGCGGUGAAGAGCCUCAAGUGAAGGGAAGCGUUACAACGUCGUCUAGAUUCAACACUCUCGGCUGGGGUAGCGUCAACUCAAGCAAACCUCAGGGUGUUAUAGCCGCUGGAUUAGAAUCUGGGGAUAUUUCAAUCUGGGAUCCACAACUAAUCGUUAAUCAGCCAUCCAAUUCACUUUUACACUCAAAUAACUCUCACUCUGGCUCAGUUAGAGGUUUAGACUUCAAUUUACUGCAAUCUAACUUAUUCGCUACUGGCGCUUCUCAAGGUGAAGUUUUUAUUUGGGAUUUGAACAACCCUUCAAAGCCAUACCUUCCUGGUCCAAGAUCUCAGAAGUUACAGGAUAUUACUUCUACCUCUUGGAAUGCUCAGGUUCCUCACGUUCUCGCUACCUCUUCUGAUACUGGCUACACGGUCGUUUGGGAUUUGAGACACAAGAAGGAAGUCGUCGGUAUUAGCUACGGUGGCGGUGCUGGUACUAUGGGCGGUCCGUUCGCCAACUCAACUGCCAUCACUCAACAAGGAAGACGUGGCAUUAGCUCUGUUGCAUGGCAUCCUGAUAAUGCUACUCGUCUAGUUACUGCCUCUGAAGAUGAUACCAGUCCUGUUAUUAUGCUUUGGGAUCUCAGGAAUGCAAGAGCUCCAGAGAAGAUUCUUCCUGGUCAUGAUAAGGGCGUUCUCUCUCUUUCUUGGUGCAGACAGGACCCUGAUCUUCUCCUCUCCUCUGGUAAAGACAACAAGACAUUGGCUUGGAAUCCAAACACAGGUGAAAAUAUUGGCGAGCUGCCAUCUUCUGAUAAUUGGUCAUUUCAAGUUGAAUGGAAUCACCGCAACCCUGAUAUAUUUGCAACAGCUUCUUUCGAUGGUACUGUUGGCAUUCAUUCCAUUCAGUCACAAGCUCCUCCUCCAGAAUCUAUAACCGCAAAUGCUCAAAGCAAUGUUGAUCCAAAUGACAUCUUUGGCGCUGUCUCAGCUCAGCAAGAAGCAGAACAACAUGCACUCAAAGCCCAACAAUCUUUCUCUCUCAAACAAGCACCAAAAUGGUUGCGUAGACCUACAUCAGUUAGCUUCGGUUAUGGUGGUAAAUUGGUGACACUUAAAAACAAUCUCGUCCAAAUUCACCAAGUUUCAACCGAACCCUCCAUCCUUGAGCGUGCACGCUUGCUCAGCGAGGCUAUUGACAGUCCAGACAGUGAAUCAAAAUUAAUUAGCUUGUGUCAAUCCCAAGCUGCCAAGAAGGGGGGUGACUCUGAUACGUGGAAGGCACUCCACUCUCUCUUCGAAGCCAACUCAAGGGAUCAACUUGUUCAAUUACUUGGAUUCAGCAAAGAGGAAGUCGCAAAGCAAGUUCAGGCUGCGAUCGAUGCCUUCGCUAAACCAGCAGGACAAACACCUGAAUCUACACACCUCUCGUCAGUCGAUACGAAUGCUAGUGAUGAGCCUGAGAAAGAGUCUACUGUAUCAUUCGCCGAGCCAGAGCCAGAACAAGAGGCAGAUGGAGAGGAAGAGGAAAAAGUUGAACCAGAAGCAGAAGCAGAUCAAAACACGCCAGCUCCAAGUGAUAGCCUUUUCGGUGACAAUAAGGCAGAUGGCGAUGAUUUCUUUAGAUCUGUCACCGUCGCAUCAGAGACAACCCCACAAGUGGAGAAGGUUGUUAUACCACACAUGACUGCUGAUGAGUCUGUUGCUGCAACAAUUGGCUCACCAGGUCCAUCAAGUAUUACUUCUGAAGCAAUUAAAGCCAAUACUUUCAAGAUAUAUCCAUCAGAAGAAUCCGAGUCAGAUCGUCUCAUUACCAAGGCAUUGGUAUUAGGAGACUUUGACUCAGCUGUAGAACUAUGCUUGUGCACUGAGAGAUACGCUGAUGCUAUUUUGUUGGCUGUUAAAGGCGGUGCUGAGCUGCUGGCUAAAACGCAAAAGAGCUACUUCCAACGUCAAACGAUUCAUCUACCAUACUUACGUCUAUUCCAGUCAAUUGUGUCUGAUGAUUUGUCAGACAUUGUCCAGAAUGCUGAUCUUGGAGAAUGGCAAGAGAUAUUCGUCGUCUUGUGCACAUUUGCUAAGGGGGAUGAAUUCGGUCAAUUGGCAGAACAACUCGGUCAACGUCUAGACUUCCAAUACAAAAUGGUCGAUGAUAGCGAGAAAGUGACAGCUAAGAAGUUCCGCACCAAUGCUAUUCUGUGUUAUUUAGCAGCUGGCAAAUUGGAAAGAGUUGUGAAUAUCUGGUCAGAUGAAAUGGUUGAAGAGGAGAGAAGUGGUGCUGGUGAUCAAACUUCCAAGCAAUCACAACACGCUUUAGCACUCCAAAGCUUUAUUGAGAAGGUCACUAUUUUCCAAAAGGCAACUGGAUAUGUAGACCAAGAUCUCAGCACUCCUACUGAAUCACCAGCUGUGGCAGCAUCUGGAGUAAGAGUUUACAAAUUGAGCACUCUUUACGAUCGCUACCAUGAAUAUGCGGAGCUGUUAGCAUCGCAGGGAUUAGUGAAAGAUGCUGUUAAAUAUAUGAAUCUUACACCAUCUGAUUACCAGGGCACUGGGGGUGUGUCUAGCGAUGCUCAGACAGCCCGUCAGAGAUUACUCAUUACAGCAUCAGACGAGGCGCAGAGAGAGACGAGAAGAGAAGCCGAAGUGCAACAACAGGCACAGUUGAAAGCUCAACAAGAGGCUCAGGCAGCUGCACAGGAGCAAAUGAUGGCCCAACAAGCAACUCAACCGGUUGCACAACCAACAGCACAACCAAUAGCACAACCAAUAGCACAACCACAAGUGAAUGCCUAUGCACCAGCUGCUACUACUGCACAGCCAACCUAUACAUCGCCUUACACACCACAAAACACGUCAUCAUACGCACCACCAGCUCAGACACAAUCUCAACCUCAGCCACAAGCACCAGCACAGGCGCAGAUGUACAGUCAGCCAGCGCAAGUAUCUGCUACUAAUGCUUACGGAGGCUAUGCUCCCCCACCAACGAUGCAACCUAGCGCCAUAGCAGCAGCAGCGCCAGCUAGCGUAGCACCGCCACCAACCAACAGCGCAGCUACAGGCCCUCCACCUCAACGUCCAGCCUCACAAAGGAGGGAUCUAUCAGGGUGGAAUGAUGCGCCACCACCGCCACCACCUAAGCGCGAACGCGGCGCUACACCAUCGAGCGGCAGCAGAGCAUCGCCAAUCGUGCAGCCCUUAACAAGCCCAUUCCCUAACUCUCCAGCACCUACACCAGGUAUGGGCAUGGGCAUGGGUGGGGUAAUGGGUGGACCGACACCAGCAGUGGGAGGGGUAGUGCCACCGCCACCAAAAGCAGGUCCUAGAAGCGUGCCACCGCCAGCAGCUGUUCCACCACCACCACCAAAAAGUCAGCCUGCACCGCCACCAGUAGCUGCACCACCACCACCACCACCAGCUGGCUCAGGACCACCAGCCCCACCAGGCCCGCCAGGUAGAGUGGGUGUACCACCAUUCGCUCAGCAGGUACCACCACCGGGACCGCAAGGUGGAGGUGGACCGCCAUUCGCUCAGCAACAAGCGCCACCACCCCCAGGCCCACCAGGCCCACCACCAGCAAGGAUGAUGAGUCCUGGAUUUGCACAGCAGCAGAUGUCGCCACCACCAGGUCCACCAGGAUCAGCCCCCGGUGCAGCUCCAGUGCAGUCAUUCGAGACCUGGAUCAGUGAAUGGGGUGAAUGGGGUGAAUACAGCAGGAGGAUACAGACAGACACCACCACCACCACCACCACCGCACGUGAUUCAGCAGGCAAUGCAACCACAACAACGAGGAGCGCAGUCAGUCCACCACCUGUGGCUAGCCCACCAAUGUCGAAUGUAGCUGCAUAUACGGUGUCGAGACCAGGAAGUGUUGCUAGUCCGGGUGUGAGUGAAGCACCAGCACCAGCACCAGCAGCACCCACAUUCCCACCAGGCGACCGCAGCCAUAUACCACCAAUCGACAGACCGAUAUUCGAAAGCCUGUCUCGGGAGAUAGAGAAAGCACGCAGUGUAGCACAGCCAAACACCAGGAGAAUGGUGGAUGAUACACAGAACAGACUGAACAGCUUGUUUGAUGGGCUCAAUGCGCAGAGCAUGCAGAGUGAAGCGGUGUUGAACAAAUUGCGUAACGUAGCAGCUGCAUUGACAGCGAGGGAUUAUCCCAACGCAAUGAAUAUCGCAGUGGAAAUUAUGGGAUCUGGUGAAGCAGAUAUGAGAUGGGCAUUGGGAUUGAAGCAGCUUAUUAAAAUAUCAGAAAGAUAG
Molecule: messenger RNA, 4389 nt
Organism: Wallemia ichthyophaga EXF-994
Lineage: Eukaryota; Fungi; Basidiomycota; Wallemiomycetes; Wallemiales; Wallemiaceae
Product: Protein transport protein SEC31
Exons: 7
Coding region: 1-4389 (1462 amino acids)
Biological process (GO): intracellular protein transport; COPII-coated vesicle cargo loading; endoplasmic reticulum organization
Cellular component (GO): endoplasmic reticulum exit site; COPII vesicle coat
Molecular function (GO): structural molecule activity; protein binding
Source: RefSeq, a predicted model, not a curated record